Tricharina praecox is the source of this 1510-nucleotide messenger RNA. RefSeq lists its product as uncharacterized. The coding region runs from base 132 to 1319 and encodes 395 amino acids. The transcript is spliced from 3 exons. The record is from RefSeq and is a predicted model, not a curated record. Lineage: Eukaryota; Fungi; Ascomycota; Pezizomycetes; Pezizales; Pyronemataceae. Gene Ontology annotation, molecular function: protein binding.
CACUCGGUAUGAUAUUAGCCCGUACUGAAUGACGAUCAAUCAACCCCACUUGCGUAUCCAUGCCGGACCUCUAUCCACAUCCAUAGCUGUCGCAUACAGGUAACAGCUACCACCGACCGCAAAACAUCAAGAUGUCAGAACCACUACGAACCACAACGGCAACAUCAACACUCUCCACCUUCCCACUCGAACUGCUAAAACUAAUCGCCUCAACCCUCCCCACCGCCCGCGAUAUAACAAACUUCUCUGUUGUCUCGCGCCACUUCCACGCCGCCGUCUACUCAGAUCAAUUCGUCUUCCGCGGGCUAUUCCACGCCCUCUACGAGCCGCCGCACCCCUCCGUCCGCCGCGGGUACUCCUACACCGCCGCCGUGCGCUCGCGGCACCAGCUGCUGCACCGGAUCUCUUCCGCGCUCGAUGCCGUCUCUCCAGAGGAGCGGGAAUCCUCGCUGCAGCUCCAAUCCUCGGCGGAGGAGGACAUCGUCUUCUCGAUGCUACUCGACGCCCGCCCCCGGCGGCCUACGGCGCUGUCCACGCUCACCUCCCGCAACCUCGAGCUGCUAGCACACGUCCGCCCGCGUCUCCGCGCCACGCACGUCAACACACUCGCGCUCCUCUCCUCCCUGCCUAGUAUCCACCGGCUGCCGCCGAGGUCCGCGGAGCUGGCGCUGCUGCUGCUGCCGCAUCUGCCCCCCGUCACCCCCAUGCCCCAUAGUAACGCCGCGCUGAGGACGUUCACGCGCGGGCCGUUGAGGGAUCAGCUCGGUGUGGCCGCGAGUAUCGCGCGGGGGUUUAAGACUCAUCUACUAGGCGGGGAUGUGUUCUGGCAGAGGCGAUUGCUGGAGAAGUGGGAGAUGCCGGGGUUUUGGAAGGUGGGGAGUGAGGCGGCGGAUGCGGCGGGGGCGCAAGGGUUGGGGAGGAGGUGGUUGGGUGGGUAUGUUUAUAGAGACACCCUCCCGAUGGACCAGAGCGAAGCCUUCUUCAGCGAAUUCACCAUUUCCCCCAGCAGCCCCACCUCAUUCAGCGGGCUCGGCAAAGAUUUCGCGUCGUUCCAGCUGGUGCGCGGGCACAUCACUCGCAACGAUCGUGGAUGGGGGCAGGUGCGCUGCACAAAGGAGUACACCAAUGCCAACGGCGUCGUGAGUCCCGUGUGGGAGUAUGGCGGCGUUGUGACGCCCGGCGGAAACAUCAUUGCGGGCAUGUGGUGGCAAAAGGACGUGGAGGAGCUGGGCAGGUUUGGCGUCUUCCUGUGGUGGAAUAUUCCUGAAGAGGCCGAGGAGCUGGGCAGGAGGGACGUUAGGCUGUCGAUUGUGGUCUGAGGGUUCCCGAGGGGGUUUGUGCGGUGAAUAGGAUUUGGGUCUUCUUUUUUGUCCCAUCAUUCCGUAUUAUGGCCACAUUCGGCCAUGAGAGUUCCAAGUACCCCCGAGCCUGUCCCCCAGGCCGCCGAAUACGGUGGUUAGACAGCGCUUCCUCAUCCCCCGAUAGAAUCUAGAAUAUCGUCGAACGGGAG